Messenger RNA from Lotus japonicus, 983 nucleotides. RefSeq names its product dehydration-responsive element-binding protein 1B-like. Lineage: Eukaryota; Viridiplantae; Streptophyta; Magnoliopsida; Fabales; Fabaceae. The coding region runs from base 151 to 756 and encodes 201 amino acids. Gene Ontology annotation, molecular function: DNA binding; DNA-binding transcription factor activity. The record is from RefSeq and is a predicted model, not a curated record. The transcript has a single exon. Gene Ontology annotation, biological process: regulation of DNA-templated transcription.
UCUCUUCUUUAAUAUAUUAACCCACGUGUGUGCGUCAUACAUUGACUAAUGUUUGUGACUUGUGAGCUCUGUGUGUGUGAGUGUAGUGUUAAAAGCUCUUGAAGCGGUCUAUGUUUUAUUUGAGUUGGAGCGAGUUAGUUAAGAAGUAAGAUGACUACUUACAUGCCCAAAAUACAGAAAAGAAAAGCUGGGAGGAAGAAGUUCCAUGAAACGCGACACCCUACCUACAAAGGUGUGAAACAGAGAAACGGGAAGUGGGUGUGCGAGCUACGACAGCCUAACAACAAAAAAGCGCGUGUGUGGCUCGGAACAUUUUCUCACCCUGACAUGGCGGCGGUAGCCUAUGAUGUGGCCGCGUUGGCAUUCAAGGGGGACGCUGCUUCCUUGAACUUCCCUCACGCGGCCACGUCGUUUCCGCGACUCAACUCGCGCACGUGUUCCGUUAGGGCGAUUCAGUUCGCGGCCAUGGAAGCAGCGGAGAAGCACUUUUCUUGUAGGGACGACGUCAUGGAUGAGGGUGAGAUGAUUGAAAGGAGUGAUAAACGUGGCGGUUCUGAUGAGCUAUGUUUGGAGGUGGCAGGUUUGGGAGGAAAUGAUUCUGGAAGAUUGUAUUGGGAUGAAGAGGAGGUGUUCAACUUGCCUGGGUUGAUAAAUAGCAUGGCGGAAGGGUUGAUCAUCACGCCACCGGCGUUGGAGAGAGGCUUCAGUUGGGCUGGUGGGGAAACUACUGUGGACUUGACUCUCUGGGAAAACUGAUCUUUAAUUUGGUAAAGAUAUGCUAAACUCUCAAAAGGGAAAUUAAAGUUCAGUUGUAGUAUGUUACAAAAUUUAUACAUAUAGCUAGCUAGUUUCUGUUUAGUUAAUGACAAAUUUAGAAAUUAAAUAGUGAUUUUCUGUUUGGUUGUCACAUUUUUGUUCACCAGAUAUGACUUUGGUGAUGUUUUUGAAGAAGUUACUAUGAUCAUAUAUAUAGAGUGAUUUCA